Molecule: messenger RNA, 626 nt
Organism: Rhagoletis pomonella (apple maggot)
Lineage: Eukaryota; Metazoa; Arthropoda; Insecta; Diptera; Tephritidae
Product: basic-leucine zipper transcription factor A-like
Exons: 2
Coding region: 20-610 (196 amino acids)
Source: RefSeq, a predicted model, not a curated record
CGGAAUUCUCGGAGUGCCAAUGGGCUUUUUAGAUUUUGCACCAGAACCACCAGCACCUUCAGCGACACCUGUAACAGUAACGGAACAUGUUGAUUUAUCUUGUAACCCUAAUACUGACACCCGAGAUUUAUCAAACCCCACCGAAGCACUUGACAUCGACAAUCACUUGGCCCAACAUAUGAUUCAACGGCUUGAUCAAUCUCCGAUGCAUGCUAUGCAUCAUCAAACUGGCGACGAGAGUAACUCGAAUUUAGUACAACACAUAAAGAGUGAAGUGAUUGAGGCGAAACAACAACAACAACAACAGCAGCAACAACAGCAGCAUCACCAAUCACAGCAACAUCAAUUACAUGCACAACAACUAACACAGACACAGGCACAGCAACAGCAACAGCAACAUCAACAACAUCAAGUACAUCAACAACAAACUUCUCAUUCACACUCAACACAUAGCCAACAACAAGCACAAUCACAUCAGGACAUAUCCGGUGCAACAGUAAUGGAAAUCGAUCCGAGCCAAAUAAAACACGAACCUGGAAUGAUCAUAACGCCGGAAAUAGUUAAUAUGAUGACAACUGGACACAUGGGUAUGUGCUGGAAAAUAUGUUGAUCGUAAUAAUGAUUUU